AUGGCGGAUGCGAAUUAUUUUACUUGUACGCUUGGUGAAGCUGCAAGAUUGAAGCGAAAGGACGACAAGGCCAAAACAUGGACGACAGUAGUGGAGUUGAUAGAUGAUCAGGCUGAGAAGAAUUCUGAUGCACCGGCUUUGGGUUUCGCUACAUUUACGCAUUUGAAGUCAACCCAAGUGUUCCGUCAUCUCCUGACAUUUCGACAUCUCUCAGACGCAUCAAAACAUGCCGCCAAGAUACUUUCGACUCAUCUACCGAAGGAACCCGAGUCCUUGAAAAUAGGCAUUCUAUCAUCUAGUAACACCGAAUUUGUUUUGACAUGGCUUGGUUUGAUGCGCCUGGGUUAUACUGUUUUGCUUCUUGCGCCUCAAUUGGCGCCGCCAGCGGUUCAACAUCUUUGCGAGACUCUAGACAUAAGACAUGUUUUCGUUGACGACAUUUACGAGUACAGAGCUCGCGGGCUCUCCAGCGACAUCGAGAUCAUCAGAAUACCUUCAUAUAGGGAGGAUUCACCAGCAGAUAAUAAUUUGGAACAAACCCCCGGUGUUUCUGAAACCGCAUACAUAUGUCACACUUCGGGAACCUCAUCAGGGCUACCCAAACAAAUUCCCCAAACGCAGUUCGGGGUUAUGGGGGCGCUGUACAGCUUCCCUGGGAAGAACAAACCAGCAACCUUUUCCACAACUCCCCUCUACCACGGAGGAUUUCCAGAUUGUCUAAGAGCUUGGACCAGCGGUGCUUCGAUAUGGUUCUUCCCUGAGGGACAGGCUCCCAUCACAGGCGCCAAUAUCAUCAGAGCUAUCGAGUUUGCACGCGCGCACAGUCCAAUACCCGUCAAGUACUUCUCGUCAGUUCCAUAUGUGCUUCAGAUGCUGUCUGAAGAGUAUGGAGGCAUCGAAAUUCUUCAGACAAUGGAACUCGUUGGUGUCGGCGGCGCUGCUCUCCCACCAGCCAUAGGCGAUAAGCUCGUGGAAGAAGGCGUGAAUCUCCUCUCGCGCAUGGGAAGUGCAGAAUGCGGAUUUCUGAUGUCUUCGCAUAGGGAUUACGACAAAGACAAGGACUGGCAAUUCCUCCGGGCCAUUGAUGAUCCAAAGCUUAUUGAGUUCGAAAAUCGCGAGAAUGGACUCUCGGAACUUGUUGUGAAGCCCGGUUGGCCUUUCUUGAUCAAGACGAAUCGUGAAGAUGGAUCAUACGCGACUUCUGACCUUUUUGAACAACAUCCAUCGAUCCCAACUGCGUGGCGGUAUCACAGUAGAGCUGAUGCACAGAUCACUCUUGCGAAUGGAAAGAAGUUUGAUCCUUCGCCUAUCGAGGGGAGCAUACUGGCUUCUUCAAAACUGUUGCAGGAUGUUCUCAUCUUUGGAAGUGGAAGAGACUACGCUGGGGCACUUUUGUUUCCUUCUUCGAGCGACAUCAGUGCGGACGAAGUGAUCGAUUCAGUCUGGCCACAUAUCGAUAAGUUGAACGCGGAUAGUCAAACCCAUACUCGAAUUAACAAGACAAUGCUGGUAGUUGUCCCCGUCAAGGAGGGGCAGAAGCCGCUGGAGAAGAGCAGCAAGGGGACUAUCCUUCGUCGGCAAGCUGAAGAGAAGUACUCAGGUGAGAUUGAAGGGGCUUACAGCAACACAUCAUCUUCGAAGAAGGUUCCUCAAGAGGGGCUUCAAAAGGCAGUUCAAGAUUGCUUCGAGAAGGUCCUCGGCCGGCAAGUCGAACCAGAUCAAGACUUGUAUCGUCAGGGCGUCGACUCGAUCUCCUGCAUACAAAUCCGAAAGUUGCUCGAACAGGCUUGUCUAUCAUCUGAAUCUGAGGAUAACCGGCUUCCUCUGAAUGUCAUCUACGAUCAAGGCACCGUCAAUUCACUUGUUGACUAUUUGGAAACAGCGAAUUCAGGCGGCAACGAACCGGAUGUCGACCCCGAUGAGUCGGAACUCAGCCUCAUGCAAGCUCUUGCUGAUAAGUACAGCAAUUUUGAUCCAGCCUCACAUGAUAGCAGCGAUAUGGUAGGAUCAGGAGCAUCUUCUUCGAGCAGUGGUGCCAAAACUCAAGCACAACAAAAUCGCGAAGCAUUAGAGGAAAAGAAACGGCUGGCCCAGAUGGCUAUGAAGAUCGCCCAAGACCCCAAUGAUCGCCCCACGCGCGUGGUCCUCACCGGCGCGACUGGGUUCCUUGGGGCGCAUAUCCUUCACCUUCUCCGGGAUGAUCCAAAGGUUAACAGGAUCUACUGUCUGCUCCGAGCUGACGGUCCAUUCGCGGCCCAGAAACGAGUCUCUGAAGGCCUCUUCCAGCGAUUUCUGCCACCUCUAGAACCACGCCAGGGUAAAGUCGUCUGUCUUCCGUGCGAUUUAACACAAAGAGACCUUGGACUCUCCGAAGAGCAGCUUCGGGAGAUUUCGACGAGUGCUACGAAGAUCAUUCACUCAGCUUGGGCGGUCAACUUUAGUCUUCGACUCAACUCUUUCGAGGAUCAAAUCUCGAGUACUAAGAAUUUGAUCAACCUCGCUGUGGAGGCUGAUGCACAGUUCGUUUUUGUCAGCUCCAUUGCAGCGGUGAGCGACUCUACUGCUCGACCGAUUCCUGAGAAGCUCUCCCAGGAUCCUAAAGAGGCUUCACCACUUGGCUACUCACGCUCCAAGUGGGCAGCAGAGCAGAUUUGUGAUGCAGCGAACAAGAAACACGACUCUCCUCUGGCCUCCAUUGUUAGGGUUGGCCAGCUUUGCAGCAAUGAAACUGGAGUCUGGAAUUCCACUGAGGCAUAUCCGUUACUGCUCUCAACAUCAAAGAUCACAGGAUGUCUGCCUGAUCUUGCAAACGAAGUGCUCAAUUGGCUUCCAGUCGAGCAAGCUGCCCAAGCUGUUGUCGAGGUUGCAUCCACGAGCUCCAAUGACUCGAGGACACCUGUUUACCACGUCUUGAAUCCACAUACCACGCCAAUCUGGAAAGACAUGCUUGACUGGUUAGCCGCCAGUAACGAGGGUCCCGAGUUCGAGAUCGUCUCAUCGUCGGAGUGGCUUGAGCGAUUGGAGAAGGCGUUGAGCGACGACAGUGCCAAUCAUCCGUCACAAGCUCUCCUAGGUCUAUGGAAGCAGUCAUAUUCCAAGGAUAUGGAUAAUAGCAGUACAAGGGAGGAUCAGGAGGGUUCCUUAUUUGAUCUUGCUCAAACACAGAAGGUCUCUGCUUCAAUACGGGACGUUAAGCCACUGACUCGCGAGAGACUGAUCAAGACUUGGAAGUGGGUGAACGAGAACAUUAAGGGCUGA
Messenger RNA from Fusarium fujikuroi IMI 58289, 3258 nucleotides. Its product is annotated as related to nonribosomal peptide synthetase MxcG. Gene Ontology annotation, molecular function: phosphopantetheine binding. The record is from RefSeq and is a predicted model, not a curated record. Lineage: Eukaryota; Fungi; Ascomycota; Sordariomycetes; Hypocreales; Nectriaceae. The transcript is spliced from 3 exons. The coding region runs from base 1 to 3258 and encodes 1085 amino acids.